AGUCAGUCAGAACGGGAACGUCGUCGCGAGCUGUGCUUGGUAGCGCUCUCCAGCAGCCGUGUGUAACGCCAUUUUGUAACGCGAACGCAAUAGUCAGGCUCUGUCGGCCACUAGUUCUCCACAAGUCCGCAGGUCCGCUCGUCCGCUCGUCCUCCGCGAAAACUGGGCAAAAAUAAAUCAUAAAUCCCAGCUCGUGUGUGCCGCCAAGUGAAAUCGCAGCGAAUCGAAUCGCUUCGAAUCGCAUCGAAUCGAACGCAUGAAACCAAAUCGAAAGCGGGGCAGCCAAGGCAGGGAAAAAUCCGAGAAAAAUAAAUGUGUGCGACGCGUGUGAGAUAAAUUACCAAAGCAACCGAGAAACGAAAAACGAAAAGCGAAAAUCGAAAAACGAAAACCGAAAAAAACCCCUGCUGCCGGUGUAAUAAAUGACUGCGCCGCAAAAUGAGCUUUUAGUUUAAUUAAUCAAAUGAAUAAUAAUCAGCACUAAAUAGUUGAGGCCAAAGUGAGUGCCCGCAGUGCCAGAGUGUCCGGUGAAAAGUGCAAAGUGCCGAGCGUCCAGAGUAUCCAAAUGGCGGACUAGCGCCGCUCGCACGGGCCACCGAGGAGAGGGAGCAGAGACCAGCAACAUCAAGGACGAACAGGACAUCAUCGCUCCCGUUGCUGCGCCGCUGUGAUUGAGAUUCAUUCUGGCCGCCCAACAAGGCAACAGCAGCGAGCGCGGCGAUCACAGCGUCGAUCACAGCGGCAAUAGUGGUGCGGUCGGUGGUGCACCGCCAUCUCUUAGCGGCAGUGGUGGUGGUGCCGGUGCUGGAGCAGCUGGUGGUCCUGCGGGAGAUCAUCCUGCUGGCGGUGGUGGCGGGGGGGCAGCAGGAGGUCACGGAAACGGGAGCGGCAGCGGCAGCGGAACCGGAAACGGAAGUAGUGGCGGGGCGGACUGCAGCAGCGACGGCGAUCCCAAGAAGACCUUCUCGCUGCACUGCUGUUGCGUGAUCGUCGACAUCACACCAGUGGCGCAUCCAGGAGGACGCCUGACAUCGGCAACAACGGCCUCGGGAAGGGAUGCGGGUGGAGCCGCCGCUGGCGGAGGAGGUGGUGGUUCCAGUGGUGGUGGCCUGGGCCUCGGCCUCGGCGAGAAUGUCUCCCAGUUGGCCAGCCAACUCUUUCGCUUCGGCAGCAAAAAGCGCCCAGGCGUUUGCAUCUGCAAUGCCCAGUGCCGGCUGCAAUCGCUGGGCGAGAGUCCAGGCGGCCUGGCAGCCACCACCAUCAAGACCCAUCACGGCAGCCUGGACAGAUUGCUGCAAAAGGGAGAGGCAGCCGGCGCAGGAGGAGCCCACACCAGUGGCGAGCGCUCGAUAAGCUGGGUGGUGGAUGGAGGGGCGGCGGGCUCUGGCGCCCUGCUCAACGCCUCCUCCGACGAGAGUGAUGACAAGAAGAAGAAACUGGACGAGGGCUCCCAGCUGCCGCCCCCGCCACGCCCCCCCUCGCGGUCACAUGCCAAGCCCACUGCGAAGGAGGAGUUCGAUCGGGGCGUUGAGGUGGAGAAGUUCUAUCACCAGAUCAACGGCGACAUCUUCGAAAUCACCAGGAGAGUGAGGGCUCGCGAUGAGGAGACCAUGGAGCAGAAAUGCAUCCGCCGGAAGGGAUCGGUGCGCCUCACAGAGCCCACCUCCGGUGGCCAUGCCCAUGUGCGGAUCGAACAGAGACCACAGUUGCCGCCCAGAAGGCAGAAGAGCGCCGAGGAAGUGGCCACCAUGCCGAAGAGUGCUCUGCGCCAGCCACCCGAGCAACUGGAGUGGUUCGAUCGGCGCGCCCAGCAACGUCACUCCGCCCGCUCCGCCGAGGGUGGGCAGGUGCGGGAGGAGACCAUGGAGUGGCUGAAGCUGCAGAAGACCGCCAGUCCCAUCCAGCCAGCGCGAACCUCCUCGGGUCCCAGCGAGAUUACAGUCAUGAAGGAUGAACUGCCCGACUGGCUGCUGGACCAUCUGCCGCGCAAGAAGGAACGAGAUCGGGAUAGAUUGCCCUCGGAUGCCGACAAGGCGGUGGGUUCCGCCUAUGCCAAGGCCCUGUCGGAGCUGCUGAAGAAACCCCUGUCGCGCCAGAGUUCCGGACCCUGUGAGUUCUCACUUCUGAAAACCGACAUCGUGGAGUGGCUCACCAAGAUGCAGGGCAGCAGUGGAGGCGACAAGGGCAAGUCCCGUCGGUCGCACCACCGCCGCAAUGGCAGUGGUGGCGAUGCCCAGCCACGUUCCAAUUCCCAGGAGGACGCCCAGGAUCAGUCGAAGACCAGCCACCGGAAGAGGCACUCACUGGGUCACAGUGGAGCGGCCAGCGAGGAGGAGCAGCAGCAGCUCACUGCCGACUGGAUAGCCUAUCCGCUGCACAAGCUGCAGUCCCUGGGCAAGCAGCCGCCGCCAAGUCAACCGCCGGAGCGGGUCACCAUUCCCAGUGGCUAUGCGGUGCCCAGUGCCCUGUCGCAUACUCCCCUGUGCCAGCGGAGGGAGGAGCGCUCCCGGGAGAGAAGACUGCGUCACUCGGCCAGCGAGGUGGUGGGCAGUGGUGGAGCAGGAACUGUUUCAUCAUCGAACACCGCCCACCUGGAACGACUGUAUGCCAAGCCGCACAAGGAGCGCUAUCAGUAUGUACCGAAGGCCAAGGAGUCGAGCGGCCGGAAGGAGCGCUCCCGACGCCACCAGACCCAAAGAUCCGCCACUGUCUCCGACAUGUCCGCCCAGCGUUCCGGUGGCCACAAGCGCAAGUCCUCGAGUGCAGAGCGGGCACCACGUUCUCCCUCACCGGGACCCUGUACGGAUCCCGAUUGUCCACUACUGCCCAUCUGCACGGAUCCCCAUUGCCGCUACCAGGAGUGCCAGGCACGGCAGUGCAUCACGUCGUCGGUGAGCUCGGUGAAUCUGGCCAGGCAUCAGCAGUUGGCCCAGGUGCAGCUGCAUGCGGUGCCGGCCCACCUGGUUGGAGCCUUGGGCUCCGAUGUGCCGACGACACCAUCCACAACGGCCACGCCUCCGCCGCCGCCACCCACAGGAGGCGGGCUUCUGGGCUCGGGAACAGUGGCAACCAUGGGGGAACGCCGCCUGGUCAUCUGCCACGACUGUCGAUCCUGCGCACCGCUUCUCAGCUGCCAGAAUCGCAAAUGCCUCAAUGCCGCCAAGUGCAACUCACUGCCUCGCUGUGCCGCCGACUUCAAUCGCCUGCGCACCCAGUUGGCCCAGCCGCCCACCACACUGGACGACAUCGAGCCGGCGCCACUGGACGACCUGGAGAUGCAGCCACUGCCCUCGCCACCGCACUCGCAUCCGCACCAUCACUAUCGCAGCAAUUCCCAGCCAAAUACGCUCCAGCGCGGAGAUUCAGCCAGUUCUGGAGGUGGAGGUGGGCUAGGUAGCCGGGGAGGAGUCGCCAUGGGCGCAGGAGCAGCACCCGGACUCGCUUGGCUGGAGCCCACAACCACACUAGUGCAAACACUGCCCGCCUAUGUGCACCACUCGAAUGGCAAGCUGAUGAAGUCCGCCUCGGCCGCCUCGCUGAAUUCCCGGCGACGGCGCCACAAAACCGUGCACUUCGGCGAGAAUCUCCUGCGGGAGGUGUGCCAGAACCGGAAGCUCAUCAAGACGGAGGCCCAGGUGCCCUCCGGUUCGGCGCCCAUGAAGGCCAACAUCCAGAUGCUGUACAACUUUGUGGAGGGCGUGCUGAGUGCCUGGGUGGACGACGACGAGGAUCAGGUGCGUUCCGGCGCGGAAUCGGAGCCGGAGCACGGGGUGGUGCCCAUGCAGCCGAUCCACAGAUGCAACCGCCUGCGAUACCAGUGCAUCCGGAGGGUCGUCGAGGAGGCCGCCGACCUCCAGGGCACCCUCAAGUUGGGCAACUCCCGCUAUCGCCAUCGCCAUUGGCGCAGCACCGCCAAGCAAUGCAACGAAAUGUUCCUUCGCAAGAUUUCGGACGAUGAUCGAAUGAGCCUAACUACCGCCGUUUCGGAUGAAGAUGAUGGCGAAAGUGUCAUGGCGUCACCAUACAAAGCAAAGGCCACUGGCACCGCUGCAUCCUCCUUCAACUGCACGGGAGCUGUUCGCAAAGCCGGCUUCCUAUCGGUAAAGAAAUGGUUACUACGCAAGAAGCACCAGAUCGAGCUGGCCAGAAAGAGGGGCUGGAAGGGCUACUGGGUGUGCCUGAAGGGCACCACGCUGCUCUUCUAUCCGUGCGAUUCCCGGGAGGGCCGGAGCGUGGAGGCGGCGCCCAAGCACUUGAUUAUCGUGGACGGUGCAAUUAUGCAACCGAUACCCGAGCAUCCCAAGCGCGACUACAUCUUCUGUCUGAGCACGGCGUUCGGCGAUGCCUAUCUCUUCCAGGCGCCCUGUCAGGUGGAGCUGGAGAACUGGGUGAACAGCAUUCACAGCGCCUGUGCCGCCGCCUUCGCCAGGCAUCGCGGAAAAACUGGCACCCUACACCUGCUCCAGGAGGAGAUCUUCCGGCUGGAGAAGGCCAUUGAGUCGGAUCACAAGCUAAAGCACAUGGCCGAGCUGCAGCAAUCAGUUGUCACCGAUCAGGAGACGCGUCAUCAGAUCCAGACGCAGAUACUGCAAUGGGAGGAGAAUCUGGAGCGACUCCACUGCGAGCAGUUCCGGCUGCGCUGCUACAUGGCCUCGCUGCAAAGUGGCGAGCUGCCCAAUCCGAAGUCGCUGCUGACUCACGUGUCGCGUCCCACAAAGAACACGCUGAACAAGCUGGGCGUGUUCACGGUCUCCUCGUUCCACGCCUUCAUCUGCGCCCGCUCGCCCUCGCUGCUCAACAACCUGCUCGCCGGACGCGGGGCCACCAAGCGGCGACCGCCAAUGCUGUCGCGGUCCAACAGCGGCUCCAGCCGUCGCUCCAUGCAGAUGAAUUCACGUGACGAACCGGAAAAAACUUUCAAAGUUGCAAUGCCCGACAAUGCUUACUCGACAGUUUAUCUACGUGAUGCCAUGUCUGUGGAGGAAUUCCUCGCCAGCGCCUGCGCCCGUCGCAACCUCAAUCCCAUGGAGCACUUUGUGCGCGUCAAGAAGCGACGUGACAUGGAGGAUCACAAUUACUUUGUGCCGCAUCGCAACGAUCUGAUUGAAAAUUAUCUCCAUAAUCACGAGUUCGUGGAGGUCUGCAUGAAGAUCCUGUACCAGGUGGAGCUGCAGCGCACCACCCUGGAGCAGAUGUGGGGCUUCUCCGUGGAGGCGGAGCUGAUCGAGAACGCGGAGCGCCAGGACGAGCUCUGCUGCUACGUGAGCCGCGUGGAGGACAAGAGUGUGGCCAUGCACAAUGGCAUUAUCAAAGGAGACGAAAUAAUGGUCAUCAAUGGCGCAAUUGUGUCCGAUCUAGAUAUGAUGUACUUGGAGAGCGUCCUGCAGGAGGAACAAUCGCUCAGCAUGAUGAUGCGGUCCUCGCGCACAGAGCCACCAGAUCUAGUGGGGAUCAUGAGGGUUACGGACGAUAUGAUUGACUCGCUCGUUUGCCCGCCGCCGCCCACGGAUCCGCCGGUGAUGAGCGAGGAGAUGAUAACUGGACUGAUUGUUCCGGCCCCCGGUUGGAAUGGCACUAGCAAGGAUUUGUACUCGCCGGAGGCGGAAAGCUCGCCGGCCACCUCCUUUGUGGAUCCCGUCGCAAUGGCCGCCCAGCUGGCUGUGGGCGGCGGGGGCGUGGUCGUGGGCGGACUGGGCGUGGCCAAGCCAACGUCGCGUACGAGCAGCUUUGAGAUUGAGAAUCUGCUAAAGACCGCGGAGCAAGUUACCGGAUUUUGUCGUUCACCCCAGGAAACACGGAAAUCGAGCCCCACCGGCUCGGUCACCUCGUCGGUGUCGACCACGGCAUUAACCCCAUCACGCCAACUGACCGAUGCGGAGAAGCUGCGCAAAGUCGUCAUGGAGCUGGUGGACACGGAGCGGACCUAUGUGAAGCACUUGAACAACCUGCUGGAGCACUAUCUGGAGCCCAUGAAGCGCGAGACAUUCCUCUCGAACGCCGAGAUCAACGCCCUGUUCGGCAACAUCCACGAGAUCGUCACAUUCCAGCGACAGUUCCUGCAGAAUCUGGAGGAGUCCCUGGACCUGGAGCCGGAGUUCAACAAGUUCGAGCACUGCGGCCAGUUCAGGAAUGUGCUCUUUGCGAUUGGCUCGGCCUUCCUGUACUACGUCAACCACUUCAAGCUGUACUCCUCGUUCUGUGCCAGCCACAGCAAGGCCCAGAAAGUCCUGCAUCCGAACGAAGGCAAUCACGCCCUGCAGGAGUUCCUGGCCGCCCGGAAUCCCAAGCAGCAGCACAGCAGCACCCUGGAAUCGUAUCUGAUCAAGCCCAUUCAGCGCAUCCUCAAGUAUCCUCUGCUGUUGCAGCAGAUGCGCAACCUAACCGACACCCGGGCCGAUGAGCAUGUGCAUCUUUGUGAGGCACUCAAGGGCAUGGAAAAGGUGGCCGAGCACAUCAACGAGAUGCAGCGCAUCCACGAGGAGUACGGCGCCAUUUUCGAUCACCUCUUCCGGCAGCACCAGAAGUCCUGCAAGCAACCCAUUGAUCUGAGUCCAGGAGAUCUCCUGUAUUAUGGCGGAGUGGAAUGGCUGAACAUCUCUGACUUCCUGGGCAAGAUCAAGAAGGGUCUGGAGCUGCACGCCAUGUGCUUUGUGUUCAAGUCGGCUGUGGUGUUCCUCUGCAAGGAGCGGCUGCGUCAGAAGAAGAAGUUGAUGGGCGUGUCCAGCAAGAAUGCCACCAAUGAGGUGGAGAUCAUUAGGUACCAGGUACUCAUACCCGUAACCGAGGUGCAGGUGCGCGCCAGUUCGGCCAAGGACAUGGACUCGCACUUCCUGUGGGAGCUCAUCCACCUGCGCUCCCAACUGCAACGCCGCUCCGAGAAGGUCUACGUGCUGUCCAACAGCACCGCCGACUUCCGCAACGCCUUCCUGAAGACCAUUCGCCAGAUCAUCCGCGAGAGCGUCCGGAACAUGUCAAUUCCGAUGAAGAACUUUGGCGGCAGCUCCGGCUCCGUCUCCGGACACUCCUCGCAGGGAAUGGGCAGCAUGGGUUAUGCGGGCAAUUCACAGACGCUGGAAAGACCCAAGCAGCAGAUCACCAUAGUUCAUGGCUCUCACACCCUGGGCAAACCGAAGAAGAAGUCCGGAUCACAGCGCCAUUCGGCUGGCAACAUAGACUACGACAAUUUGUCCGGCAGCCAGGAGGCCGACGACCUGCCCCCCAGUGUGGGCGUGGUUCACUACGCCUCUGGCCACGCCCACGGCCAGCAGAUGCAGCCAGCCGUCUUCCGUGGUCGCAGCAAGACGGUGGGCGACGUCACAGAAUCCCCCUGCUCUUCCCCAGAUCCCCAGCAACAGCAGCAGCAUCAGCAGUUGCAGCAGCAACAACAGCAGCAACAGCAGAUGCAGCAGGGACACGCCCAUGCCCAUGCCCACCCACAUCCCCAUCCGCAUCCCCGGGAGCCACCGCCGCCUCCGAUCAGGCAGCCACAUCUGCACCACCACAGCUCGGACAUCGAGAGGAUCGAUCCGGGCACGAAGUCGGAGGGCGAGGAGGACUCGCAGCAGGGCACAAUCAGGCCCAAGGCCACUCUGGGUCGAACGCCCAAUCACCUGACGCUGAGCACCACAUCGACGCUCUCGGUGGGCAGCACCGGCAGCCAGGCGCGCCUCAUACAAUCGUCGCAUCCGCCGGCCAGUUACCAGCCGGUGCUGAUGAAGGACCUAGGUAAGCCCAGCCCGGAAGAGUCGGAGCUCGAGUCGGAGUCGGAGGCGCAUGCCGUCCAGGUGGCGGCCUCCUUUAAUCUAAGUCUAGGCAGUAGUGGUAGCUUGUUCACCUCCGAUACCCGAGAUAAUCAGACACAGUCCCAGUCCCAAAUCCACUCCCAGUCCCACACCCUGCAUCCAUCUCCCCGACAGUCGCCGCGUCAGUCGCCGCGACAGUCGCCCAAACAGGAUAUCAAGGUGAUCGAGAUCUUUGAGAGCGAGGCGGAACGGCUGGCCGCCUCCCAGCAGGUGGCCGUCGUCCACCAGUAUCCGGCGGGCCAGGCCAGGGAUUUGGGGCAUAAACAGCGACGUGACCGAGACAGAGACCCGUCCGAAACGGACGCCACAGCCCGGUUUAUGGACAAGCAUUUGAGUGACCUGGAGCAGGAGAACCUGGCCGAUGGCACCUGCGACAUUGUGGCCUACAUGGAGAGUCUGCGCGAGAAGGCCUUCGAUCCCCAGGACCUCACCGAGGAUCCCGGUGAUCAGCAGCAGAAUGACUCUAGUCUCUCGCCGGAACCACAAACCAUAGUGGAGAACACCCAACAAACAGUGGUGGUGGACAUCGAAUCGCCUUCCCGGCCAGCCACUGAAUCGGACAGCACUGGCACCACCACAGGUCCUUCGGAACGAUCCGGCGAUGAAACGGAGGAGGAGCCAACCUCCAGCUCGCUGGCCUCGCAUAUUGUGGUGAUCGACAAGAAGGUGGACAAGAUCUUCAAGGCCAAGUCCCCGGAGCGACCUGCCUCCACCAAAGUAAAGAGUGGCCGGAGGCAGAUAUACAUCUCUCCGGACCGCUGUAAGUCCCAGGGAAGCUCUCCGGUGAGGAUCAUCAAGAUUAAGUCACCACGCACUAGUUUGAGUGAUCAGGGCAAGCGACUGAGUGUGUGCUCCUCGAGGGACAACUCACAGGAUCGCCUGUCGGGUGGGCGCAGGACCCCCAGUCCUCGUCGCUCCUCCGAGGGUGGUGGCAUACUAAAGCACACAAGUGGACCGGCUACUGGUAUACUGAAGCCACCUUCCAGUCCGGCCAAGUCAAAGAGUCCCGACAGGAGCUGCCUCAAGAAGGGCGGACCAUCGCAUGUGUGCAGCGUGGAGACGCUCUCGCCACGGAUCUCGCCCAGGGGCAGUAUGGAUCACCUGUCGCCGGACAGGGGGAUGACGGGCAGCUCCUGCCUUCGGCACUCACCGCGCAGUAGCUUUGACAGCCACGGCGAGUCGGAUCACAACUUGGAUGUGCCACAUGGCAGCCGGAAGAGGAGCAUGUCUGCCCAUGGAAGCUUUGAGACGGGCACUAGGCCAAGGGCCCAGGAAACCUAUCAGUAUUAUCCGGUAUAUGACAACCAGACUUGCAGUGAUCACUAUGUGGCUGCCGCACCCACAGGUCGAUAUGGUGGUGGGGGUACCAGUAGCAGGAGCAGGCUGAGCAAGUCCCUGGAGCGAUCUACUUCUAGGGACAGCACCACCACCAGUAGCUCCUACGGGCACAGAGCCUAUGGCGUUUCCCUGGAACGCAACUAUGUGGUUUAUAGUUCGGGACCACUGCGCUCGCAGUCCGCUGAGAACACCUUCUCCUCGCAACCCAUAUAUGAUCCUCUGCCCAGGCAUCCUCCGCAGCCACUGCAUCAGCCGCCGCUGCACCACCAACAGCAGCAGCAGCAAUACGUCUAUGCCCCGGAGGUGGGAGGAUACUCUGGGACUGGGUGCCAGCAUGACCCGCAGGGUGGCUAUCAACUCAGCUCCUCGGCCCCGGAGUACACCACUUGCAUCGACUGUCUGUACCAGAAGAGACCCUCCUAGCAUAAGUCCCGCGUGCGGCAGAGUCGCACGCGGAAGAAGACGCCCCGUGGAGUGGUGGUGGUCAGUGCCCAGCCCACGGCCACCGGGGGAAUAGGAUUUGUGCCCGAGAUGGGCUCCUCCGAGGCACCCGGCGGCUGUGUCGACUGUCACGACUACUUCGAGAUCCAUGUGUAAGGGAUCUCCCCUUCCAGGACCUCCACUAAAGACCUCUCCACUAUUUUGAAACCAAAGAUAACAGCCGAACAACCCGAAAUGCCUCAACAAACUAAUUUUAACCGAACUCAGCUCAGAUAUACGUAAACUCACUCAACGCAACUAUAACGCAAGUAAUCAAAGCAACAACCGAACUCGAACUUCCAACACAAGGGAUUGAAAUCAAAAAGACCUAGCCUAACAUUAUAUACAAUCUACUACAAAUCAAAACACACAAGAACUAAGGAAGGGCACUCUUGAUAAAUAGAAGGAAUAGCUGAAGUGUAACCAUACCAGAACCCAGUAUCCGUAUCCGUAUUCGUAGCCGUAACCGUAUUCGUUGUGUAAGUGUUAGCCGUAAGUCGCCGAACCUGGGCGUAGUUGGCUCUUUUAGCGCAGCAUAUGUAGUUCAUACCGAAAACUAAUCAAAGGAUGGGGUUACUAAUCCCGGGCGGGAGCGGUUGCAUAAUGGGUGUGUGCCACCGUUUUCCAGUUAAUUAUUUAAGUUGCAGCCGAGCUGGGCGCGAACAUUUCUCCGUGAUUUACACACUCACCCACCCACUUACACUCUCACCCACACAUUAACAAACAAAAUGGCGGAAGUUCCGCUCGCCUCGGGUGGCAAGUAGAAAUAUUACGUAUACGCCGCGUUGCACACACAAUACUCAAGUGCCGUAAUUACGAGGGCAAACAACAGAAAAGAGCAGCAGCAGCGGCAGCGGCAGCAGUAGCAACUAAAACUAAAGUUGAAAUUCAUACUCGCACUCAAGUAAACUACUAAGAGACAGGCAGACAAACAAAUGGCAAACUCAACUUGAAACAUGGAUGGGGAAAACGAAGACAGUCAGUGGCAGAUAGAAAAAGUAUAAGAAAGGAAACUACUACCUACAUACAUGCACUCCGAACACACACCCACGGCCAUGCAGACACACAGGCAG
Drosophila biarmipes is the source of this 10693-nucleotide messenger RNA. It is a transcript of the gene sif, whose product is annotated as protein still life, isoform SIF type 1. Gene Ontology annotation, cellular component: synapse; membrane. The transcript is spliced from 22 exons. NCBI's taxonomy places the organism in Eukaryota, Metazoa, Arthropoda, Insecta, Diptera, Drosophilidae. Gene Ontology annotation, biological process: positive regulation of axonogenesis; activation of GTPase activity; small GTPase-mediated signal transduction. The record is from RefSeq and is a predicted model, not a curated record. Gene Ontology annotation, molecular function: protein binding; guanyl-nucleotide exchange factor activity. Bases 1611 to 9563 code for a protein of 2650 amino acids.